AUGGCCCCACCAAGAAGAAAACUACUAGCCACAGUAGAAGAAACCUUAGUUGCCCCGGAUUCGUUGUUGGAGAGCCACAAAAUCGCGAAAGUGAUCAAAGCCACGGGAAAUAAUAUCUACGCCGUAGAGCUACCGUCUAAAGAGACCGUGUUAGUAGAGCUAGCGGCAAGAUUCCGUUCGACGAUUUGGGUCAAACGGGGCACCUAUGUUCUUGUCGACAUGGCAGCUCUUGAGGAUAGAGGCAACAAAUUAUCCGGGGAAAUCAUAAAUAUUGUCAGAGAUGAGAAGGAGUGGCGGAAAGCACAUUUCUGGCCAAAGGAAUUCGCAAAGCCCUCAAGGGAAGAAGAUGAUGAUGAAGAUUCGAUUUCGGGCAAGUUGCCGCCCUCAGAAGAUGAAGAUGAAUAG
This is a messenger RNA of Histoplasma capsulatum G186AR, 405 nucleotides long. RefSeq lists its product as uncharacterized. Lineage: Eukaryota; Fungi; Ascomycota; Eurotiomycetes; Onygenales; Ajellomycetaceae. Gene Ontology annotation, biological process: translational initiation. Bases 1 to 405 code for a protein of 134 amino acids. The transcript is spliced from 2 exons. Gene Ontology annotation, molecular function: RNA binding; translation initiation factor activity. Gene Ontology annotation, cellular component: nucleus. The record is from RefSeq and is a predicted model, not a curated record.